UCCAUUAGUAUAUCUUGGCUUUUAGUGACUGCUGCUGUGGUCUCAACACAGAAGCCUUUAAACCAAAAAACUGGCUUAAACUUGGAAUGUGUUGGAAAUGUGAUGAGGCUUACCUUGGAUAACUCACUCACUUUUGGAAGUGAGCUUCAAGUUGAUGCCAUGAAUGGUACACAGGCUGUGCCUUUAACUCCUGAGUUGGCAGCAAAGUGUGGCUAUAGCAUGCACUCUGAUCACUGGGGCAAUACUAGGAUCUAUACAUCACUACUGAGUUGCUUUGCUCAGAACCAGGGGGACUGUAUCUUUAAUAUUGGACUACGUCUCCGGUUGUAUGGUAAUCAAGAGUCUGAUGUACGUGAGGUGACUCAGACCUGUGAAUACAAUGAGUGGGCUUCUCGUGAGAUUCUCUGUGAACGCAACUUUAUGGAGGUCUCUGUUUACAGAUUGCCCCCUGAGAUUGACCAUCCAAGACAUGAGCUUAAGGGGAACUAUUUGGCUAAUCCUAAGGCCUCUACAUCCCUAAACAAUGUGUGGAGGAUGGUCUUUUACACACCCAAAGAAAAGCCCAUGAUGUUGGCAGAGGUACAGAAUGCAGGGUAUGGGGUAUCCUCAACUCCCUCACGAUUGGUGCUGCGAAGUCCUUACAACAUGCCUGAAACAUACACUCAGAAUGUGAAUGGGGUACAAAUGGAGGUCUUCAGAGUGACCACCUACUUCAAGAGGGAGUGGUCUGUAACAAUGAUUGAUACUGCUGCUGCCUGUCCAACUGGUGGACUCCAUUUUACUGAUGAACAAAUAAUCUGGUAUAUUCCCCGGUACAUCACCCCACUACUGACGGAGCCAUAUGAAAUCCUUGAACUUCACAUGGGCAUCAAUGGAAAGAGGCUGAAUAAAGCACAGAUGGAUGCUAUGGGCUAUACCUUAUCUGUAACUGAUUCUCAAAUCAUACUUUCUUUGCCUGUGGGUGGCCCAGAGGGCAACUAUAAGAGUCAUGCCUUGGAUUACAAGUACCAUACUACCUAUAGUAUUGAACCCAUGCUUGAGCUGCUGUGGAAGGAGGGAAAGUCUGACAUCACCAGAUACAAAGUCCAGUACCCGAUUACCACACCUCUUGAGGCCAGACCACCACAGGUCCUAGACAAUACUGUUGUGGAGUCAGGAGUAUUUGAUGUAUUGCUGGGGAGUUUUCUACACGAUGUUGAGCUGAUGAACAUCACCUUCUCAACUGGUGUGAUGACUGUGGCAGAAGCCAAUGCUGGGGGCUUCAAUGUGAAGCAGCACAUGCUUCCUAAUGGGUACAAGACUUUCAGCAUGCAUGUCCCCUUCAAUGAUCCUGUUGUCCUGAAACAUACCAACCCUGAAACUACUACAUACACUCUUCCACUCAUCUACGGAUUGAUGAUUUUACCAGAAUACGUGCCCUUUCCCCAGCCUGCUCUGGUGGAAGCAACUCUUAAGGAUGUCAAUCCACCAACUAUACGUGGAACAUGUGAUGAGGAGAACUUCUACAUAACUGUUGCGUAUGGGAACCAAGGCAAGAAUUUGAAGGCAGUGGUGGGCAUUCGUGACUUGUCUGCUGACCUCUUUAAAGAGUACAGUGGUAGAGAGAAUUCCACCCACAUGAGCAUGGCUGUGCCUUUCCUGGCACAUGAUGUUGUGUUUGAGUCAGCCCAUCACUCAGUAGUGAGGGGUCGUCUCAAUGUGCAACUUCUGGAUACAGUCAACAAUUGGCAUUUCAAGAACUUCUCCUUGGCUUGCAGUUUUCCUAUGACCAUGACUGAGUGUUUCUCCAAUGGAUCAAUGACUGCACUUGCAGUGAAGGUAGAGUCUGCAUCCAAGAUGGUUCCCAGCCAGUUAACACUGAAGGAUCCCUCAUGUAAACCCACUUUCAGCAAUGACCGCUUUGCCUACUUUUCCUUUGAUGCAAGCAGCUGUGGAACAACUAGAAUGUUCAAUGAUGGCUUCAUGAUAUAUGAGAAUGAAAUCUCAGUGGGUGGUACGAAAGGUGAUGCCCAUCAAGGAGCUGCAAAGGAUAGUCCUGUGACAAUCCCUUUGACGACAGAAUAUCGUGUGACAGUCUCCUGCUACUACAUGCUGAACGACACCCAGACGGUAACAUUCAUCACUAAACGGCAGGAAAAUGAGCCUUUUGCUGAAACGGGUGUGGGAGAACUGCAAGUCAAAAUGAGGCUUGCUAAGGAUAGCUCUUAUGCUGCAUUCUAUAUGGAGGAGGACUACCCAGUAGAGCAGUAUUUAAGACAACCUCUCUAUUUUGAGGUGGCACUGCUUAAAUCCACUGACCCUCGACUAAAGCUGGUCCUGGAGAAUUGUUGGGCUACUGUCAAUGAUGGUGUCUCUACUCUGAGCUGGGACCUCAUUGUUGAUGGCUGUGAGAAUCUUGAUGACCAUUAUGAAACCAUCUUCCACCGUGUUGCCCUUGAUGACCGGGUUCAGUAUCCUACACACCUGAAACGCUUUGAAGUAAAGAUGUUUGCAUUUGUCAGAGACAAUGUGGUCCUCAGAGAUCAGGUGUUUGUCCACUGUGAAGCUGUGAUCUGUGACAUUAACCAGACGGAUGCAAUCUGUAAGAGGAAUUGUCCUUUCCCAUUGGCCAGGGACAGCAAGAGAGUGCACAGAAGCAUGGUGGCAGCACAUCGCAGAAGGCAGGUUUCCUCUGGAAAGAUCUUGCUCUCCAGCUUUACUCACUUUUAA
This is a messenger RNA of Electrophorus electricus (electric eel), 2709 nucleotides long. The record is from RefSeq and is a predicted model, not a curated record. Lineage: Eukaryota; Metazoa; Chordata; Actinopteri; Gymnotiformes; Gymnotidae.